Messenger RNA from Racocetra persica, 3195 nucleotides. NCBI's taxonomy places the organism in Eukaryota, Fungi, Glomeromycota, Glomeromycetes, Diversisporales, Gigasporaceae. The record is from the annotation of a GenBank genome assembly.
AAACAAAAUGAAAUUAUAACUCCUGUCAAACACACCAUCAUUACACGAAAGGUUAUCACUAUCCGUCAUAUUCGCACACUUACUAAUCAUCAAGAUGAUGAUGGUUGUAUUGCCCUAAAUGAAAAGGUUGCUGAAUACUAUGGCUUCAAAAGUGUUGAUGAAUGUUUACAACACUUGCGAAAAUUCUUUAAAACAGAGCGUAUCACUAAACUUCAUCAUAACGUUUGGGUAACUGCGUGCACAAUUUGGUACCUACGUUUGGUUGCCGUUGAUCAUCGACCUGAUUGGGUCGCUAAUUAUGAGAAAUCAUCCAGUUGGUUAACAAAACAAUGCAAUGGAGAUACUAAUCUCGAGAAUGAAAUAAUGGAAUGUGCCAAAAAUUUCGUUGUACAAAGAUAUCAAGUUGAUAAAGAAGCUAUUGCAGCUGAUAAUAGCUUCGUUGCAGCUGUUAAAACUAAAGAUGAGGCAAUUAGACAAGAAAAGAUCGUAGAGAAGAGACGAAUGACAGCAAACAAAAAUCGCAGACAAAUCUCUUUAUCUGGAACUAAGGUUACUCAAAAAACUACUACUGUUGAGGAUGUUAAAAAAUUCAUUACUUAUCGUACAAAGGAUGGUGGAUUUAAAAUUACCGAUGAGCUUGCACAACAACUUGGAUUCCUUAAUAAAGAAUCCUUGGAAAUAGCAUUACGUAGUCACUUUAUUUCUAACGACUUGGAGAAACUUCCUAGUGACAUUUUGGCCACUGCUGUAGCGAUAUGGUAUUUCCGUUUGUUGGGUGUAGAUCAUCGUCAACAUUGGUCCACUGAGUGCGAUGAUUUACAUAAAUGGUUAAGUUUACAAAUUAAAAAUCCUCAAAUCGAACGUGAACUUUUGGGAUCUGCUAAAGAUUUUGUAAUCACAAAAUAUAACAUCGAUGAUGAAGUUAUCGGACUUGAUACUCCAUACCAAGAACAUUUGAACCGUGAUACAGACAUCGAAAGUGCCAAAUCUAUUGUUAUAGACAAUAAAGAUAAAGCAUUUAGAACAAAAAUUGAUGAUGCAGUCGAUAAAAACGUCAAGAAAUCUGAAGAGCCAAAAUCUGAAGAGCCAAAAACCGUACCAUCUAAAAUUAAAAGCUUUAUUGGCAAUCUCUAUGAUGAAGCUACUAAGCUUGAAGAUGAUAUUGAACAGGCCCUUGGAUUUAAUAAAGAUAAACUUGAUGAUCAUGAGAAAGCGGAGGCACUUGUUAUUGUUGAAUCAACCUCUCCCGAAAAAUGCAAAGAAAUUGUCGCGGAUCAAAAAGAUGAUGGUUGUAUUGAAUUAAGUGAUACAGUUUGUAAAGAACUGGAUGCACCUAAAGAAGAAAUUAUUAAGACAAUUAAAAAGAAACUUACUCAUAGCAAACUUCAAUUACCCGACCUCUCAUCAAGCCUUGCAACUGCAAUUAACGUUUCAUAUCUUAAGAAAGCUGCAUCUCAACAUGAAGGUGAAUUGAAAGAUAAAUAUAACAAAGCCCGCGAAUAUCUCAAAAAACAAAUAGGAGAUGAAAAUGCUGUAAAAGAACUUUUAGAAUGCGCGGAUGAUUAUGUGGUUGAAAAUUGUAUUAAGAAGACGAUUAAAGAUAAAAAGAGGAAUGCCGUAGCUACGGUUCAAAAACAAGCCACGCUAGAAAAAUGUGACGAUGUAGUAUCUAAGCAAAAUAAUGACGGGUCUCUAGAAUUGAGCGAGACAAUUUGUAAAGAAAUGGACGUUCCAACUACUAAAGUAGUAACUGAAGUUAAAAAAGGUACACAAAAUAAGAAGCUUAGAUCACCCGAAUCAGAGCCAUGUUGGAAGACAGCACUUUCUCUUAGCUACCUUAAUAUCGCCGCACCACAUCAUAAAAAACGAUGGGAAGAUAAAGAUAAGAAAGCUCGCGAUUACCUUUCUAAACAAAUUGGAGAUAAGGAUGCUGAAAAAGAAUUAUUAGAUUGCGCUAAUAAAUACUUUGUUGAUAAUAUUACUAAAAAGGUUGAAAAAGAUCAUAAGAAAGAUGCUGCAAUUGCUGUUGUUCAAGAAUCAGCUUCUCCCGAUAAACAUAAAGACAUUGUAUCUAAACAAAAUAACGAUGGCAGCAUUGAGCUUGAUGAUGAAAUAUGUAAGGAAUUAUAUGCUCCUAAAGAAGAAAUUAUUAGUACAAUUCAAAAGAAGAUUACUAAUAAAAAACUCAAAUCACCCGAGCUUAAAUCUAGCCUUGCAACUGCUGUUAAUAUAUCAUAUCUGAAAAAUGCAGCGUCUAAAUACAAAGGUGAAUGGGAAGAUAAAUAUAAUAAAGCUCUUGACUAUCUUUCCAAACAAAUUGGUGAUGCCGAUGCUGAAAAAGAAUUGUUGGAUUGUGCUGAUGAGUUUGUAGUUGAAAAGACUACAGAAAAAGUGAUUGAAGAAAAGAAACGAGAUGUAAUUGAUCUUAAGAAAGAUGACAUACCGAAAGAGGAAAAACCUAAAGCUAAAAGCUUUUUCGGUGGUAUUUAUGAAGCAGCUGUUAAACUCGAAGAUCAAUUUGAAAAAGCUCUUGGGUUUGAUAAAGAUAAACUUGAUGAUCAUGAGAAAGCGGAAGCACUCAUAGUCGUUGAGGAAGCAGCCUCUCCUGAGAAAUGCAAAGAAAUCGUUGCGGAUCAAAAAGAUGAUGGCUGUAUUGAAUUAAAAGAUACUGUUUGUGACGAACUAGAUGCACCUAAAGAAGAAAUUAUUAAGACAAUUCAAAAGAACAUUACUAAUCCGAAACUCAAAUUACCCGAGUCAAGUCUUGAAACUGCUGUUAACCUUUCAUACCUUAAGAAAGCUGCACCUAAACACGAAGAUGUAUGGAAAGACAAAGCUGACAAAGCUCGUAAAUAUCUCUCUGAUCAAAUAAAAGAUAAAGAUGCCGAAAAAGAACUUGAAGAAUGUGCGGACAAUUAUGUAGUUGAUAAUUGCAUUAAGAAGGUGAUUAAAGAUAAAAAGAGAAAUGCAGUCAUUACGGUGCAGGAGUCUGCCACACCAGAAAAAUGUGGCGAAAUAAUUUCUAAUCAAAAGGAUGACGGAUCUUUUGAAGUUAGUGAGACAAUUUGUAAGGAAAUUGACGUUCCAGCUACCAAAGUAAUAACUGAAGUGAAAAAAUGUACACAAAAUCCGAAGCUUAGAUCACCAGAAUCAGAACCAUGGUGGAAGACAGGACUUGCUACUAGCUACCUUAAU